This is a messenger RNA of Phyllopteryx taeniolatus (common seadragon), 6332 nucleotides long. It is a transcript of the gene arhgef40, whose product is annotated as Rho guanine nucleotide exchange factor (GEF) 40. Gene Ontology annotation, molecular function: guanyl-nucleotide exchange factor activity. The record is from RefSeq and is a predicted model, not a curated record. NCBI's taxonomy places the organism in Eukaryota, Metazoa, Chordata, Actinopteri, Syngnathiformes, Syngnathidae. The transcript has 24 exons. The coding region runs from base 1065 to 6317 and encodes 1750 amino acids.
AACCAGAGUCCAUUCCACAACUCUGACGUGUGCUCGUCCAAGACAAUCGAGUCGCUUGUACACGGCAGACGUGAGACGGACGCCGCGUGCCAGCUCACUGUCAUUUCCCAUGAUGCACUCCGGUAGCUGGAAGUCGUCCACAUUCUCGGGCAGGCGGGAAUUCUUCUGCUUUUCCUUUUGCAUUCUGUGUGCUUUGGCAUUUCUCAGGGCAAAAACCUCAAAUUUGUGGACGCUCCUCACAUCUGCUUCCCAUUACGCACGCUCGACUUUCCCAGCGUUCAGACUUUUCUCUCCUCCUCCUGUGUCUUUUUCUUUCUUUUGGUCUGUCAGAAACAUGCCAUAGUUUCUUUUCUGGAACCAAAGAGUCCGGCCUGUGCUGCUCUUCAACCUGAGAGGAAAGAAAAUCAACAAGGAAGAAUUUGGAAACACAAAUCAUGCGUUACAACAGCAACCUUGGGACCCUUCGCACCCACUCGGGGCAGCACCCCGCCUCCUGGAACUCGAUACCCGACAUGUUGAAAUCCGCACAAAAGAACAUUACAAUCUGUCAAUAUGCUCCUCGCUUGUACAAAACGGAUUGAGCGCAAGGCCAGAAAGACAAAAAGGGGGAUGAUCGGGCCAAAUUGGACCAGAUUUCGCAGCAAAGACAUCUCUGAGGAUGAUCCUUAGCGAUUAUCCUGUGGUGCGGGUUGUGUUAAGUGGUCUAUCCUUCUCGAUGUGUUCCGAAAACGCUGACUGAUCGAGACGAGCUUGUGGUAGAAACAAAUCGACAGCACAAUUUGCUCAAAAAGGACAAAACAACACCAGAAAAGACAGCUGACUUGAAUUCAUUAGAAAAAGGCAAAUCUUGAACUGGUUAGACGAGGACAAAUCUCGACAAGAAUUUGUUUGAAAAUGAUAACUCGAGAGCCAAAUUUGUUCGGAAAGGACAAAAUGUGAGCGCGACGCCAACUGAAGUGGAGUUACCACAUACGCUGACAGCUAGCCGAGAUUCUUUGUCUUCUUCUCCUCUUUGUUGUAUUUUCUGCCAAUCUGCGUGCCGCCGCUCACAGGCAUCAGAGGCCAUGGAGGACUGCGUACAGGGGGCGCUCUCAUCCCUUUACCCACCCUUCGAAAGCACCGCGCCUCCUCUCCUCUCGCAGCAGGUGUUCACCGUACUGGAGUCCACCUACCAGCAGGACAGCCUUCGCUACCUCCUGGACUACUUUGUGCCCGCCAAGCACCUCCUUCACAAGCUCCAGCAGCACGCCUGUUCUCAGUACCUGGGCUGCCUCUUCCUCCACUCUGGCUGGCCGCUGUGCCUCGGCGACAAAGUGGUGGUCCAGCUCUCCACCCUGGACUGGAGGCUCCUGCGCUGCAAUGACUUCUACCUGCAGGUGGUACCCUUCUCUACACGCUGUCCCCGGCUGGCGCUCAAGUGUCUGGCCCCCGGGGGGCGCACUGUUCAGGAAAUUCUGGUGCCCGAGUCCCAGCAUCCUCUUGUGUUCACGAGCGAGUGGCUGCACAGCAUCAACAAAGAACGGGGCCACAGGAGGGAAGCAGGCGGUGGUCUCGACACCUGCUUGGUGAGCACGUGUGACGGUGUCCUGCGCCUUCCCUGGAAGGAGGUCGUCUACCCCGAAUUUAUCCACGACCCGUCCGAGGAACCCGGCCCGACCUCCGACCCCGAGGCCGACAUGUCCAAGGGCGCUCUGCCCGAGGGGCGGAGCAAAGACUCCAGGGGCUGGGCUGAGGAGGAGGAGGAAGAUGACGACCUGCUGCUGGACGGCGUGGCCUCGGAGCCUGCGCUUCCCCGGCGGAGGCGCAGCGAAGACGGGCUCGGCCGGGCUGUGAGACGUCCUGGGCUCGGGGGAGAUUAUGUGGAGCUGUUGGAGCCAAGAGGAGGACCGGAUGGAGGUGUUGACCCGAGACACGGGUACCUGGAGAUGCACGGCAUAUGCAAAACCAAGACUUUGCCUCUUUGGAAGAGGGGUAAGGCCAUCAAACUGCAGAGGGGAAAGCUAGCGGGAUGUGGCCGAACGGACGGCUUUGUCAGCUCUGGUGGGAUCUCCGGAACCCAAGCGAAUUUGGAGGAGCCAGUGCUAGGGCUUUGGCCUCCUCCAGGAGUCACCCAAUCUUUGUCGUCUUCGGCCCAGGGCAACGACGAUGACGGUGAUAUAACCGAGCGAAACGCCGAGAGCCAGGGAAGCCACCCAUUUAAAGAAAGGCGGCCCGGUGUUGGGGGAGAGGGGGAGAUGAACAGGGUGACGCAGCAAAGAAGAGAAGACACUCGGAGCGCUCGGCUCCCCGUCGAGCUCCCCGACACCGUCGGGCAUGUUGUCGAGGGCCGCUCCGAUCAGGAGUCCCGUUCGGAGUCUGUUUUGGAGAAUACAGACAAACCACCGAGUGACCACGGUGAUGCUACAACACCGACAUGGGAUGCGCCAGACAAAACCUUUGCUGCCGUGGCUAGCAAUAACGCGACGGACGGCAAUAGCGCGAAGGAUCGCAAUAGCGUGACGGCCGACCAAACGAGGGAUGGUGGUAAAAAGAAGACUCAAGAGUUCCUGAGAGAAAAGGAAAUCAAAGCUUCUGGAUUCAGAGCUCCGAGGAGGAAGAGGAGGGGGAGGGGCGCCAAAGGGCGGGCUCGCUCUGGCGGCGGUGCGUCCCGCGGGAGCUCCAAACCGCAGUGGAAAGCUCCUCCUCAUCUGGGCUCCACUUCCUGCUCUGGCUCGACACAACGGCCAAUCGCAGAGGAGCGCUGUUCGGAAGCGUCGUCCGAUGGGGAGUGCCCGUCCGAGAGCGGUACGACCAGCAGCGCAGAGGCGGAACCUUUGCCCAUCUGCAACGGCCAAUCAGCCGCCUUCAUCCCCUUCAAUGAGGAGGCGCAGUCAGGCCGUUCGGGUAAAGAGGCUCCUUUGCUGCGGGAAUUGGACCCAGAGCUCCUCCGGUCGGGGCAGCUGAGGAUGACCGGGACGGUGGACAGAUUGGGAUGCGCUCUGGUCGUGGCACAGGCGGGAGAUUCCGGCAGCGGCGAGGAGAUGUCUCGCAUCCUGGCCUGCUACCACAGGAUGGCACGGCCUGCGACCAAAGAGAAAGGUCUGACGGUGUUGAUCGACAGCAGAUGCUCGCCGCCGUCCUCGCGCUGCCUCUCCGCACUCAGGUCGUUCCAGCGGCUGGUUCCUGGCGGUCUCGCAGCAGUGUUGGUUUUGGUGGAGGAACAGCAGCCUUCUUGUGACCUGGAGGGAACAGAGGUCCACGUGGUGCGAGGAACAGCGGUCCUUGAGCAGUUUGUAGACAGGCAACAGCUGCCCACAGAGAUGGGGGGCGACUUCAGCCACUGCCACUCAGACUGGCUCUCCUUCAGGAUGAGCUUAGAGAGCCUGACCGAGCGCUGCGAGAGCGCCCUCCUUUUGCUGGGAGAAGCGAUGCAGUCGAUGGACGCCGAGCCGACUGUCGACAACAUCGAGGAGGUUCCGGCGAGCGCGGACAAGCAUCGGCGCCUCAUGGCCGGCGUCCUCGCCGACUGCCGCUUGACUGAGCUCCAGCGAGGGGGCGGGGCCUGGCUGGCGGGAUUGACCAACAGCGCGUGCGGGUUGGCGCGGACGUCUCACGAUUGCAGGGCUGCGCUCGCCGCUGCCGCCAGACUUUAUGACAGUGUGGACGACGCCCUCCAUUGUCUGGUACGAGUGUCCAACCGGAGGGCUCGCGACCUGGACGCGCUGAGCAGACUGGCCGGCCUGGCGGACGAGCUGGAAAAGUGUGACGAGGAGGUGGAGCGAGUACAGUUGCAGACGGACGCCUACAAGGACCCGCCUCUCUCGCUGAGCAGGCUGUCGCUCCAGCAGCAGAAGUUCAAAACGCUGCGAGAAACGGCAAAUGAGCUUCACAGCCGGACUCUCUCUGUGCUCACCGACCUGGAGACCUGGAGCGAGUUGGACUGGGCGGGCCUGAACGACAUCCAGGUCCGACUGCCUCCGGUCAGGGAACGUCUGCGGGACAUGGCCCACUCUCUGUCCGACCGCUGGGCCGCCCUGGACAACACGCAGCGGCUGCUGUCCACUCUGACCGAGGCCUCCCAGUGGUGCGACGAAGUGUCCUCCGCCUCCCCGUCCGCCUCCUCCCCCGUCUGCCCCCUAGCUUCCCUCCCCCCCAUUCCGCCAUCCCGUUUCCAGGACGCCCGCUCGUUGGCUGUGGACUUGGGCGGCGGAGCGCUGCUGGAUCUCUGGAGCCGCACCGUGGAGCGCUACCAGCAGACGGUAGCGCAGGUGAAGCCGCGCUUCCUUCAGUCCGAGCGAGCCCAAAACCAAGGACAGGGGAAGGCCAAGACGCCCGUCGCCGGUAACCCGUGGGACCCGGAGGCAGAGGGCGACUGGGGCCCGGGGGCCGCAGGAGGCGAGGGGGGGCUGCAGUCCUGGGGGUCUCUGGCCUCGCUGUUCAGACCGCAGAUCUGCUCCACGCUGAAGAUAGAUGAGCGGGGGGGCAAAAAAGAGGGGGCAGUGGGCGGAGGGAAGUUUCUGCAGAACCUUUUGAAGAAGAGUCCCACAGAGGCACCCCUCCCUCCCAAGCCCCCCAGGAAGAGACACCCCAGUUUUGACCUGCAGGCCCUCUUGGCCCCUCGCAGAGGUGCCGGCACCCCCAAACCCACCGAGUGCCGUACCUCCCCCAAAUCCUGGCUGGGCCGCCGGGCCCUCGCGGACCCCGCGGUCACCACCGGCGUGGCCGCCGCCAUCCGAGGAGGAGGAGGGGUCUUGAUCAGGGGCGUGGAGGUCAGCAGCAAGGAGGUGGUGGACCACACCGGGUCUCCGCGGCAACAUGUGCUGCGGGGCAGGAGCGAGAGGGAAAUGGGGACGGAACGGGCCGGAUCUACGGCGCAGAGCAAAUCCUACCUGCUCUGGUGCAGGAUGCUGAGCAGCGAGCGGCAGUACGUGUCCGUUCUCAAGGGGGCGCAGGAGACCUAUCUCCCCCUGCUGCAGCUCUUGGACACGCCGGCCUCCCUGCGGGGGAAGGCGGACGCCCUGUUCCCCUGCUGGGCGGCCCUGAGUGCCUUCCACUCGCAGGAACUUCUGCCCGCCAUGGAGGACGCGCUGGUGCAAAGCUUGCUGCAGCAGGACUGCUUCAGUAAAUAUCGGGACCACUUCCUGCACUAUUCCAAUUACAUCCGGACCAAACCGGAACUGGAUUCGCCGCUGGUCACGCAAGCUGCGGACUUCUUUAAAUCCAAACUCCCCGCGACCGCCGCCUCCCCCUUGUCGCCUCUGUGCUUCCCUCAGUGCCUGCAGGCGCCCCCCGAGAGGCUGGAGCAGUACUGCGAGGCCCUGGAGGAGCUGGGCGGUAUCAACCCAACCUCUGACUCCACCCUCUGCGUCCUGAGACACGCCCAGCAACACGGCGAGGACCUGAGGGCCGGCGACCUCAUCGUCGGCUGUCCGAUUCCUGUGGCGCAGCGCGGCGAGCUGGUGCGUCAGGGCGAGCUGACGGUGUGCGGCGGCGGCACCCGGCGGAAGCGCGUGGGUGUGAGGAGGGUCUUCCUCUACCAACACGCCAUCAUCUUCACCAAACACAAGAGCGGAGGAGGCAGCGGUGGCGCUGGACCGGGACGCUCGGCCUACAACUACAAACACAGCAUGAAGACGGCCGACAUGGGCCUGACGCAGAGCGUGGGCGAGGAUGGCGUCAAAUUCGAGGUUUGGGUGCGACAGGCUCCUCGCCUCAGAGACUGCGUCACGCUGCAGGCUCGGGACGGAGAGCAGCGCAAGGCGUGGACUCGGGACGUCGCCCGCCUGCUGUGGACGCACGCCAUCAACAGCACAGGGUCAGUCGCCCUCAACGGCCGUGUAGCCGUCACGGCGCGCCCGGGAAGUCACGCGUCUUCGGAAGCCGAACAGCAAAUGGUGGCCGACGGCUUUCGUUCCGUCAGGAAGCGAAAGCCUCCGCGUGGACGGAGCCCGCGAAAGGGAAGAGCCGGACGCCGUCUCGGAUAUGCCAGAGUCGCCGAGGGUUCCCGAGCCGGUGACGGCAACAAAGCGGGCGUCGUGUGCCGACGAAGCGACCGCCGACGUCACGUGACCCGGGCAUCCGAAGUGGCGCGUGAGACUUUGUUUUUUUCUAUCACCCACAAGAGGCAUCUUCAGCAUCAUCAUCAUCAUCAUCAUCAUCAUCACGGAUCUUUUUCUCUUGUACCACAUGCUUCGACACUUUUCUCGGACAUUAAAACUGGAUGUAAACUAACACCUGUGCGUGUGUUGGGGCGCGGGGGGGGGGGGGGGGGGGGGGGGCGUGCGCGCGCGCAUGUCAAGUCAGAAAGGUCACAUGAUCAUUUGAAGAGAAAUGUGUGAGAUUUUUGGGGGGCA